GGCGUCUGUCAGCCAAGCGCAACAGGCGAGAGCUAUUUAGAGAGCGGGCCAAUAUAUUGCUCUGGCAACGGUACUGCAAGCGAGCGUCACCCACCCUCACAGUUUUGACAGGAGCAAGAGGAGAGAACGGUGCCUCAGUCUCGGGAACUUAUCUAUCCUUCGAAAUGGCAGCGGCACGGGGCGGUAGAUCCCGAGGAAAUCGAGUGGAUGAUUUGGAAAUGCGUCAACUUCGGAGCGAUUUAGAUCGGAACUUCAAGCCGAUAUUUGACAGACAUGGGCCGGAGGGUGUGGCGCUGGGGGAGCUGCAGCGGGAGAUGCAGGAAGAGGGCAUCACCGACAAGAUCAGCAAGCGGCGCCUGAACCAGCUGCUGGACCGAGCCGACCACAACGAUGACAACAUGAUCACCUACACUGAGUUUGUCAAUCUUAUGACCAGUGAUGAGGGACUGACAAAGUCAGAAAGAUCAGCUUUCAGAAGCUUCCUUGGGGCAGCCAUUGCCAACAUCGUGCCACAGAGUUUGAGGAAUGACUUCCUCGCCAACUACAACUGCCGUCCACCUCCACUCUUCAUCAUCAUCAUGAGCACUGCCGAAAUAGUGAUAUUUGGUGUUUACGCUGCUGAGCUGGCCAAGCAAGGUACACCUGUGACAGCCACAAGUGGAGUGCCCAUGUACAGCCCCCUUGUGUACACGCCGAGACGCAGAUACGAGGCCUGGCGAUACCUCACGUAUAUGUUCAUACAUCAAGGAUUUCUACAUAUACUAUCCAACAUGAUCUUCCAGCUGUUGUUUGGUCUGCCUCUAGAGAUUGUACACAAGUGGUGGAGAGUCAUGGUGGUGUACUUGUGUGGAGUAAUAGCAGGUUCAUUGGCUCACUCGGUGACAGACCAUUCCGUGGCACUUGUCGGAGCUAGUGGAGGAGUGUAUGCCCUACUGGGGGCUCAUCUAGCUGCCGUAGCAACGAACUGGAAGGAGAUGAACUACAAGUGCUGUGAGGGGAACAUAGCCCGUGUGCUACUGAGUGCUCCCGUCAGACUCUUCAUCAUCUUGACCCUCGUUGUGCCAGAUACCAGUCUCGCAAUCUACAGACGAGUCACGGCACCAGAGGACCAGAAAGUUGGUGUGUCCGCUCAUAUUGGAGGGUUCCUGACAGGUGAGUCUGUUGCUGGGUAUCCCGUCUUGAAGAACAUCAAGAAGCUGCCCUGGGAGACAACUCUCGGCUGGGUCACAAUGGCCGUGUUCCUGCUGCUGGUGGCGUUUGCCGUUCUCUUCAAUGGUCUCUACAAAGGCUACCCGGCCACAGACUGGAGUUAGUGAGCUCACAGAGGCAGCGUGCAAUUUGAACAUUUUAGGUUUUAUGACAUUUACAUAAUUGUACAUACCCAUAAUAUUUUAAAUAUUUUCAGCAUAUCCUCUACUUUCACGACUUUCUCAGGAUAAGUUUUUGAGAGUAAAUGUGCAUGUCUCAUCAGUGUUAUGUCCAAACCAGUAUAUGUUCAUAUGUGCCUUAAACUUGUCAUGUAGAUCUGAAUCUAAACUUGAAUACUUUCUGUCCAUCUGACAUAAUCUAUUACUGUUUUGUCCAUAUAAGACAAUCAUUUCUAUAUAUCCAAACUGCAAGUCGGAGUUUGGUAUAGUGUGUGGUAUUUUCUCAUGGCGAAGCUCAAAGAGAAUAUGUCAUGUAUUGCCACACAGGUUCCACAGAGUUUCACAGAUCAGGAAUAUUGUAAAUUCAUAUCUACAUGAUUCAUAGUUCUAUUUCAUAUUUGAAAACACUGGUGAUCAAAAUAUAAACAAAUAUUAAAAAUGCAUCUAUUUAGAGUGAUCAAAGCGUUAAUGAUCAAAAUAUAAAAGAAAUUUCAAAAAUGCAUCUUUUAGAGUAUCUGUAAAAGUAUUUCCCUUUUAAAGAAAUGAAAUGAAAGAAAUGUGGCGCAUGAGUGAAAGAGUUACUUACCUUCCAAAAUGAUUUAUCUGAAGAUUUUAUACAUUGAGCAAUUCUUUAAACUUAGCAAUAUUAAAAAUAAGUUCCCGGACAUUAUAAAGAUAUAAUUGUAGAACAAUUAUUCUGUUUUUAAAAGUAUUAUUGUGUAAAAGUUUUGUAAGUCAAUGUUGUAUUUGUAAGUAGAUGCAUAAUAUUGUUUGUUUCAAUUAUCACUAUGAGUGAUGACGGUAGGAGUUUACAAUUUCCUUGGUGAUGAUCAUUGUGUUUAUUUCAGGACAAUCCUCAUGUUUUCUAUCAGUAUUGAAGAAUGUACAGCAGCUUACAACAAUGUACUCUUUUAAAUGGAAGGUAUUGUAGAGAAUGAAACAUCAGGAUAUGCAUUAUCAGGUAAUAUUUAUUUAGCAGAUUUUGAUGUUGUAAUCAAAAGUAUAAAUGUUUAAUGAGAGGGACUUAAUGUAUAAGUGACUGGGAGGUUAGGUUUGACAAGCUGAGUGGACACUGGUACAUCAGGUCAAGUAGAGAGAUAGUGGUCGAAGGGAACACAGAGGUCAGGUAGGAACACAGAGGUCAAUAAGUAAUAGAGGUCAAAUAGUAACAGAGGUCAAGUUGCAAUAGAGGUCAAGUAGUAACAGACCAAGUAACACAGAGGUCAAUAAAUAAUAGAGGUCAAGUAGUAAAAGACCAAGUAGUAACACAGAGGUCAAUAAAUAAUAGAGGUCAAGUAGUAAAAGACCAAGUAGUAACACAGAGGUCAAUAAAUAAUAGAGGUCAAGUAGUAACAGGUCAAGUAGUAACACAGAGGUCAAGUAGUAACACAGAGGUCAGUUAGCAACACAGAUAAAUGUUAAUAAGUAAGAGAUGAGAUAGUGACAAUCAGGUAAAGAAAUGACUACAAAUUGUAAUGAGGAGGUCAAAAAGUGACCUGAGGUUAGGAAGUGAAAUAUUAAGUAGGGCUUCAACGAGUCCAUUUUCUUGGACUCGAGUACUCAAGGGGUGAGACUCGACUCGGACCCGAGUACUCGAAAUUCAUACCUUUCAAACAAACAAUAGCGUAACUGGCAUGACAUGUGUUCGAUCACACAAGUAAACACUUACUUCAUUCCGACUUCAUAUCGUUGUGUGACUAACAUUUCCUAUUGGUCAGAAUCCGUAUUUGCAUGUUUACUUGCCAAAUGUUGUUUUUUUCAUCGUACUGGUUGCACUGCCUGCAUAACGCAGUAAUAUACCGCACAGGCGGCAUUUGGUUAUUUUUCUCUUUUCACUAUCCAGAUCAAGACACACCCAUACAUUUGAUUUUUUAUCGUUCUCCAUGUCUGUUAAGAUAGUUACCUAAUCAUUUUAAGAAGUGAAAUCUCAAACGAUGUAUAAUAUUUACUCUCAUCUGCAGACUUGUAACAACUAAUACCAUACAGCCACAACUUAUGAGGAGUAAACUACUUAAUCUGGAUGUAUAAGAAUUUCCUCUGGGGUAAUAUAUUUAUAUCUUAUCUUAAUAUUAGACGUUUAACGGCGCUCAUGCUUAUCACAUGGCAGACAGACAGUCUGCCGUUGUAAUCCAAUAAUUCGAGUUAUCUCCCUUUUCGAGUCCUCGAGUCCUAGAAAAUGGACUCGAGUCCAGCUAAACCCGACUUGUCCUUGAGUACUCGAGUACCCGUGGAAGCCCUAAUAUUAAGGAGUAUGGAGGUGAAGAAGUGAAACUAACAUUGUUCACCACUUAGUAACCAGAGUGUCCUACAGUAAUGUAGAGGUCAGUAAAUAUCUCAAAGGGUUCAAAUACUGACAAGGAGGUCAGUAAUUGAACUGAGAAGGAGUCAAGGAAAUUUGAAGACAUCGUGAAACAGUGUAGAGAUAUUUUUUUGACAGUAUAUUUUGGUCACUUUCUUAAGUGGUUUGUUUUCAAAAAUGGGAAAGAAGUGUAGAGAUUAACACAUUGGGAUUACACUUUCUCAGUAUUCAAGUCUGAAGUUACUAUCAGAAAGUCAGACAAUAUGACUUCAAAUGAAAUUGUUCAAUGUAUUUACCAGACUGACCUGAGUGCAGUGUCAAUUCAGUGGCUUUUUAAUAUGUAAAGCUCAUUUAUUUAGAAUCAGUAUAUUUGUAUGAUUUCGUUAUGUUUUAGUUUGGUAGUGCUUUUGACCCUUUGCCCUGCCAUUGAAACUUUGUAUUACUGGGUCCCAUUUUGUCUUGUGAGAGUAAUUAUACAGUAUUGUACAUGUGUAUUUUGUAUUUUGGUAUGAACAAGUUACUCAACUAGAAAUAUACAUGAAAACAUAGCAUCAAUCUUACUUUAUUUUGCUAGUUUUGGUAUAUUAUUAAGUGAAAAGGAUGACUGUGAAUGUAGUCCAUUGCUAAUAAUUCACCGACUCUGUUCAUGUUUUGAACAAAGGCCCCUACAAGAAUGUAUAUGCAAUACCUGGAUGCUAACUACUUUCCACGACAGAACAGCUCUGCUUUUUUCAGGAGGCCAGAGGGAAAUAAUUUCAGUUGCUACUUGUGAGGUGAUGAAAUAUCUGACUGACAAACCUUAAGAGUAAAUGGCUGUUGUGACAUGGAUGAAAUUAUUUAAUUAUAUUCUCUCACAUGGAAUAAGAUACGAUCAUUUUGUCACUUGACAUCACAUUUACAACAUUCUUGCCAUGUAAACUAUGUGUAUCAUAUUCUUAGCUGCACAGACUGUUUGUCUUUCCAUAUUGUAAUAUCUCAACAUGAAACCACUUGCAUCUACCAGUUCAUAUUUUUAUGGUCAAAGAUGUUUUGAGACUUUUACUAUUUUUCUACUGUUUUCUCUUUGGAAACAUUCAUUUACUGUGACAUGUCUUGCCUGUUGAUAUGAAUAUGGUUGACAUUCACUAGGGUUAUGAAUAAAGAUGUCGAGUUUGACAUGUGCAUCUGCUUCCAAGAUUCUUCUUUGAUUUGUGUGCAUGCUGGUCUAGAGUCGGGGUUUAUUUACAGUCUACACAGUAGACUUGUGUGAUUUUACCUCUGUCGUCAUGCAUGUCAGCAGUAAAUAUUUUCAGUAAGUGUGUGAGGAUGGGAAGUUCUAUAUGUAUGUUUACACCCACUUAUAGAGACAUGUUCCAUUGGAAUCAUUCAUUAAAAUAUGGUAUAACACUUGCCAUGAUGUCAGUGAAUAUUUGUUGUGCUUUCAAAAUGUUAAUACAGAUUCUAUGUUCUUUCACUAAGUUUGUGAAUUAUUCGUUUAGAGUUACCAAUGGGUUGCGACUUUAAAAUACAAACAACUUUUUGUCUUUAUAAAGGUAAUAGUAUAUAUUAAAUUUACAUUUGGAAAGCCAAAUAAGUUUAUGUUUAGGUGGUAUAUUUUUAAACAUCACCAACUGGUGACUUUAUAUUUAGUCUUAUCACAUUCUUUGGUAUGAGACAAAUGAGAAGUUUAAAGUUCUUUUGUGAAACUUUGCUACUUGAAUUAUAUAUAUGUACAUAUCUCAGUUGAAUUUAAUAAUUUUAUUUCCAGCAUAUCCUGUUAUGAUGUUUCAGUAUUUCUUUACGUCAAUAAUUUAUGAUGAGCAUGUUAUUAUUUUGUUAUAAUAUGAUGUUAUAACAGGUGUAGAUGCCAUGCAUGAUGUGUGUGUCACCACAUGUCAAGCAAUAUGUGAUUCUUGAUAACUUGCACUGUUUUGUAAGGAAUUAAAUCUACUAUAUCACUUUA
Messenger RNA from Haliotis rubra (blacklip abalone), 5608 nucleotides. RefSeq names its product rhomboid-related protein 2-like. Gene Ontology annotation, cellular component: membrane. Lineage: Eukaryota; Metazoa; Mollusca; Gastropoda; Lepetellida; Haliotidae. Bases 165 to 1313 code for a protein of 382 amino acids. The transcript is spliced from 11 exons. The record is from RefSeq and is a predicted model, not a curated record. Gene Ontology annotation, molecular function: serine-type endopeptidase activity; calcium ion binding.